Molecule: messenger RNA, 4100 nt
Organism: Frieseomelitta varia
Lineage: Eukaryota; Metazoa; Arthropoda; Insecta; Hymenoptera; Apidae
Gene: haf
Product: vasorin
Exons: 7
Coding region: 424-3102 (892 amino acids)
Molecular function (GO): protein binding
Source: RefSeq, a predicted model, not a curated record
AGCGGCAAAUUCUUGCAGUCUAGUCGAAGACCGUGAUGCCGAUGCUACCUAGCUGAACUUAACGGUUCCUCAGUAUCGAACUCGGUGUCGUUGCUCGCGAGUUACGCGCGUUCUUAUCGAUCGAUAUACUCGAAGAAAAACUCGAGUUGUUCGAUUAUUAGGUGAUUUACGUUGCGAAUACGUAUACAUAGUUAGUACAGUUAGUACAGAUAAAUGGAAGUAUAUAUAAUUCGUUUGUUUCGAGAACAAGAGGCAUCAACAGGUGGCAUCAACGAAUCUUCUUGAUGCUAUUUCUUGUACACGCGUGCGAAACGAAUUUUUCUUUUCAAGUGAUACGUCUUUUUACGUGACUUCUUUAAGAAAGCUGGCUACGAGUUUCAGCUUUAUCGGAACGCGUCAUGGGCCAAAACUGGUUUUAAACCAAUGCUGACAAAUAUGAAUACAUGUCCAACGGUGUUGCUGCUACUCGCAGGCAUAAUUGCAACGGUGGCAGCAAUCUCCAGUUGUCCAUGGGCGCAACACGUGCCUGACCUCGAGAGUUCUUGCAUCUGUGACUACAACCUGGCCAGAGAACUCUCGGUGCAAUGUGACAUUGUCGAUUACGAGCAGCUCUUAUCCGCCAUGCGGCGUCACGUUUCUAAAACCGCCGUAGACCUAUUCUACAUCAACAACAGCACUAUAGCAACUCUGAGGAACGAUUCAUUCUCAUUCGUAAAAGUCAACAAUAUCCAAUUGUCCGGUUGCCAGAUUAAAACUAUCGAGCCAGAUGCAUUCAAAGGUCAAGAGAAUUCAUUGAAAAGCAUUAAUCUGAAAGAUAACGAAUUAAUGGAAAUUCCCAGUGCAACUUUGAAAACUCUGAAGAAUCUUACGGUACUGGAUCUCUCGAUGAAUAAAAUUACGAAAGUGAACGAUAACGCUUUUACAGGAUUAAAAUUAGUUACGUUAAAACUUUCUGAUAACGAAGUUACUUUGGCACCUGGAUCGUUUCGAGGAUUGGAGAGAUCGUUGAAAAAUCUGAAUUUGAAGGGUACUAGGCAGAAAAAGGUUCCUGAAGCACUCAGAGGUUUGAAAACACUGGCUUUUCUUGAUUUAUCGCAGAACAGUAUCAGAGAGCUGCCCGGUUCCGCUGGUACGAAAGCUUUCGAGGGAUUGGAUUCGUUGACUGGGCUGAAUCUUGAGAGGAAUUUGAUACAAAAUAUCGGAUCGGAUGCGUUUCAUGGUAUUAAGAAUACAUUGAGCUCACUGAGCUUGUUGAAUAAUCUUAUUCCCGAUUUCCCGACGGUUGCUAUUAAUAGCAUUCAAGAUCUUAGGGUGCUUGAUAUAGGAUUCAACUUGAUAACGGAACUACCAGUAAACGCCUUUCAAAAGAAUCCAUCGAUAACUCUGCUGGCAAUCGAUGGGAAUCCCUUGUCAACCGUACCAGAAGACGCUUUAGCACGAUUAAACGGAACGCUUCGAGGUCUCAGUUUAGGAGGGCGAUUUCUAGUCUGCGACUGCAGAUUACGGUGGAUCGUCGACUGGAUAAAAAUCAGAGAUUUGCAAGUUACUAGUCGGGAACGCAAGCCACAAUUCUGCGGAAGUCCGCAGAAAUUGCAAGAUAAAAGCUUUUACAACAUCGAUCCAAACGAAAUGACUUGCGAAAGAACUCCAGAAAUAAUCGGUAUCGGAACGGUAGAAAGCGUAGACACGAAAGAACCUACAGGAUCUGCUAUAGCAGCUAACAGUUACGAUUCAACCCCUCGACCAUCCAUCAACGUAUCUACCACUGUAACAACCACAACCAUAUCGACAACAGCACCUGCGUCUUCCACGACCGAAUUCCAAAGAGCCGAAACGUCAUCUUCCAAUACCCCAAGAACCAUCACCAACAGGCCGACUGUUGCACGAACGGGAAACGUGGUGAUAAUGAGGACUACGCUGUCCCCACCAAAACAGAUUCAGGAUCAUCAAUUGCAGCAACAUCAACCAAGGCCACCAUUGGUCCUUGGCUCGCCACUUUACAAAUCAAAGUUUAACGACAAAGAUAUUGUUGUCAAGGACGUACUCAGACAAGACAAUGCAGUGAUUAUAUAUUGGGACACGGAAGCGACCAAUAUUUUAGGUUUUAAAGUAAUUUAUAGAUUGUUUGGAGAUAAUAGUUUCAAGCAGGCACCACCUUUGGAGGCUAGCGAACGAGAAUUCAAAAUCAAAAACGUUCCUUCGCAGGAAUGUAUCGUAGUGUGUGUAGUAUCGUUGGAGGAAACAAACAUCACUCCUGCAAAUGUACCCUACAACCAAUGCAAGGAGGUAAGAACGGAAAAUUCGCCUACGUCCAACAUGGAUAAAAUUACCAUCGCUGCAAGUGCAGCCAUCUGCGCUACUAUAGUGGUAGCGGUAAUAAUAUUUAUUGUUGCGAACCGGCGAAGGGCAAGAAAACUCCACACUCUUCACAGUAUCGAUCAAACGAAAAUGGGUGGACCUAUUGCUGGAUUACCCGUCAAUUGUUGUUCCAACGUUGGUCCGACACCGAGCCCUGGUGGGCCGUUGUCAUCAACGGCAACUCUCAGCGCUUAUAACGCUCAGAAAGAAUGGGAUCAAGUAUCUGCGUAUAGUAAUAGGAGUAUACCAAGGCCUAGGAUAUUCCCCAUAGAUCGACAAGGUUCGAUAACCAGAGCUUCUUGCAUUGACGAUGUUAGAUCACAAACGGGGCAUUACAGUGGAAAAAUAUCGACUCGUUCUAUAGUUGGAGAUGGGCAAUCUCAGCACAGCUUUUCCAAUACAAAUUCAACGAGAUACUUUGGAAACAACACUUUGUCUUCGAAUCUUGCUAACACGAGAUCAGAACUGAGACAAUCUCGACAAUCUUUGACUGCAGCUUCGGACAGAAUGUCGCGAACAAAUUUCUCGCCCAGUCAUAUGCCACAUUCUUCGUCCAGGAGACAAAGACCAAGAUCGUGUAAUCGUACAUUGGAACAAAACCCACCAAGACCGUGCAGUAGAUAUAGCAUAGCCGAUUCGACACACACUCUUAAUAACUAUGAAGAGAACAAUUGGACCGAUCAUGAUAUGGACAUAUACAUGGCACGUAAUCCAACGACGAGGACUGGUCUCAUGCCUCUCUGAUCGACACUUUGUCAAUGACUUUGAUGCGUACUGCUUUGAUGGUUUUGCUCAAAAAUCGUGUUCAGUGACAUUUUUUUUCUUUGGAACACGUGAACUGCACUCAUUCACAUACAUGUAUUAUAUAUACCGUGACAUUCCAAAAGAUAUAGAGAUUUAUAGAUACCCUAGUGUUAACGUAGCAUUAAUGUUGGAAUAAAGAUUCGAGAUCUAUGUUAUUACGAAUACUACUGUGCAAUAGAUGUAUCAACGUACGUAAUAACACGGAGGAGACAUUACAGACGUACAGUCAUCAUCAAGAAAGUGUUUAAAAGUGCACGUUUACUGUACGCGUUUGAAAUACGAAACAUUAAAUUUCAAACGAUUUCAGCACACCAUUUCUCAAAGACAAAAGAAAAACAGAAGAAGGAAAAAGCAGAAAUCAUCGCAACAAGUGGUAAAUGAGUUUAAUGCGUAUAAGAGCGUUGGACAUUUUAUAUCCAAAGACUGUAUCAAAAUCUAGAUUGCGUUCAACUGCGUUUGAGUUGCGCGAUCGUAGCGCGAUCGUGCUGUUCAGAUUUUAUACCGGAAAAUGUCAUGGCAUCGGGCUGCAAUUUGCAAAUAUCGAGGCGUUUGGAUCCUACACAAGCUGUUGAAACUGUUCCAAACAAACAACUGCUUCAUCUCGCAACUGCAUCGACAAUUGCAAUUGUUGAUAUAUGAUAUAAUAAACAGAGCGCGAUCGCAGCUCUACUUGAUAUUUUUCAAUAAGAAAAGCGCAAAUUAAGAAAAGCGCAAAUACUCGUACUCAAACGGUUAAUACCUUGCGCUUGUUGACGUAAGUUUAUAAGAAACGUGCUAACGUUAAAGUAUUUUUUAACAUAUUAUACGUUCUCCUUAAUGAGAUUUUUAUAAAAUAAUUUUGUGUAUUUCUAAAUACUAGUAAUAAUUUUAUAUUCCAGUAUUAGAAUAAAAUCGAAAUUAUAUACGUAUACGCUGAAUAUAAAACCAUCAAUUCACAA